CUAGUACAUUCCGCCAUAUUGCCAGGAUGGUCACACGGGAAGGGGAGUGAGAUACCUCUAUGAAAAGAUCAUUCCAAAUAAUCUGAAAUGCGGACUUUUAAUGUGUGCGAUGUGGAUUGAGAAAUCGCAGAUGUUAUGUGAUUUCGUGUGUAGAUCGUUCAGGUCUAUGAUCUGUCAAUGUAAAUACAAAAAAGGACAACUCCUUACGGAAAAGUGUUUUUGACAGAUUGUUAUCCAUACUAUCCACCUCAUCACAAGAUUUGUUUAUCAAAUCUCCAGCCAUCUCCGACUCCUUUUGUUUUUGUCAACUUAGGCAAUGUAUACCUGCCUUCUCUAAUACGAAAGCAUGGACACCUCACAGGCAGCAGGGAUGUCAGAAGAAGAUAGAAAAAAGAUUGAAGAGAUUGGCAAGAUGACUGCCCUUUCCCAGGAGGAGAUAUUCUGUAACACCAAGACCAUUAUUCAGGGCCUUGACACACUGAAGAAUGAGCACCAUCAGAUACUCAACGGGCUCCUGUCUUCCAUGAAGACUAUCAAACGGGAGAAUGGUGACACCAACCUUAUGGAAGAGAAGACAAACAGACUGAAAAAGUCACUUGAAACAAUAGAACUGGGGCUCAGUGAAGCUCAAGUAAUGAUGGCACUUUCAAAUCAUUUACAACAUGUGGAAGCAGAAAAACAAAAGCUUCGAGCACAAGUAAGAAGGUUGUGUCAGGAAAACGCUUGGCUAAGAGAUGAACUGGCAAACACACAACAAAAACUGCAAAUGAGUGAACAGAAAGUGGCAACUAUAGAAGAAGAGAAGAAACAUUUGGAAUUUAUGAAUGAAAUGAAAAAGUAUGAUUCCUCAGAUCCUCAGCAAACUAGUGUGUCUUUACCACGCUCAGCAGGAGGGGUAGUGCCAGUGCACCAAGCAACAGAAGAGAAAGAACAGGACCAGUCAACACAGUCACUAGAACUUGGAUUUCCUGAUGACGAUGACGACUCUCCUCAACCAGAAGUUCUUUCCCCCUCCCAACCCAGUGCAAUGGCUCAGGCGGCCAGUGGGGGCUACGAAAUCCCUGCUCGGUUACGCACCCUUCACAAUCUAGUCAUACAGUAUGCGUCCCAGGGCCGGUAUGAGGUGGCAGUGCCACUGUGUAAACAGGCCCUCGAGGACUUGGAAAAGACCAGUGGCCACGAUCAUCCAGAUGUAGCCACAAUGUUAAAUAUACUUGCACUUGUAUACAGAGAUCAAGGCAAAUACAAAGAAGCGGGUAAUCUAUUACAUGAUGCAUUAAAAAUCAGAGAAAAAACACUGGGCUCUGAUCACCCUGCAGUAGCGGCCACAUUGAACAACUUAGCUGUAUUAUAUGGAAAGCGAGGCAAAUACAAAGAAGCAGAGCCCCUCUGUAAGAGGGCACUUGAAAUUAGGGAAAAGGUACUUGGGAAAGACCAUCCAGAUGUAGCCAAGCAACUUAAUAACUUAGCUCUAUUGUGUCAAAAUCAAGGCAAAUAUGAAGAGGUGGAACAGUACUACCAAAGGGCCCUGGAUAUUUACGAAGGUAAACUGGGCCCCGACGACCCAAAUGUCGCUAAGACAAAGAAUAAUUUGGCGUCUGCAUACUUAAAACAAGGAAAAUACAAACAGGCCGAAGCUUUGUAUAAGGAGGUCCUCACCAGAGCACACGAAAAAGAGUUUGGUAAAGUUGAUGGGGAGAACAAACCUAUCUGGAUGCAGGCUGAGGAGAGAGAGGAAAAUAAGGUGAAAAAGGGUAAAUACAAAGAUGGUACCCCCAUGCCAGAAUAUGGAGGUUGGCACAAAGCUGCUAAAGUAGACAGCCCCACAGUGACGACGACCUUGAAGAACCUUGGUGCCCUCUAUAGAAGACAGGGAAAGUAUGAGGCCGCGGAGACACUAGAAGAGUGUGCCAUGAGGUCCAAGAGAAAUGCUCUGGAUGUAGUUAAACAGACCAAAAUAGCCGAAGUUCUAGGCAGUGACUAUAAGGAACACCCACCAAACAAUCAGGUCCAGGGGUAUAGACGUCGCUCUAACAGCAGGGACCGAAUUCCCCGUCGGGACCCCGUGGAUAGCAUUGAUAAUGGUGAUGGUGAAGAUGGGAAAUUAAAGCGCAGUGGCUCAUUUUCCAAACUGAGAGCUUCCAUAAGACGAAGCAGUGCCAAAUUGGUGCAGAAAUUGAAAGGAAAAGGUCCAGGGGAAGAAAAUUCUGGCAGUUGGUAUGACACACCCAUACCUCACUACUGGAAUUCGUCUAGGUCAAGUAUGAAAAGGGCAAGCUCCUUGUCGGUUCUCAACAGCUUAAAUAGUAGCAGAGAUGAUAAACUGAGUGAAAGUCGGCGUUCCUAUGGAGACUUAAGUACGCGUGGACGGACAGCCAGCUCAGACCAGCUGACAAGUCGACCCUAUUGAUGUUAAUCGUUAUUAAAUAACACUUAAAAACAAUGUACAGUGCAUCCUCCAUUUCAUCAUUGUCAGCAAAUUGUCAUCAAAUGUCAUUCUCAUCGCACACACUGGUCUCAAUAGUCAUCGUGGCUUCAAGGCUUGCUGGUUUUGUCGCCGUCGCAGUUGUCUUCUCUUGCCGUGGUGUUUUUGUACAGAUUUACUAUAUCUGAUGUAUACUGCUCCAUCUGUGCACAGGUUUUACAAUGUAUAACUUUCCUAUGUGGUAUUGAUCACAAUACAUAUAUAAAACAAUGUAUAACAAAAGUACUACAACUACAGUAAAAAGGAUGCAUUGUAAAACAAUGUUUUUAUUAUAAUCAAGUGUAUAUUAACCUUUAUGGAACUGAUCACAACAAAAUGGUUAUGUUGUAUUACAAUACUAUUGCGUCUCUUUACAAUAUAGCUGUGGAUUGCUACUACAGAAUACAAUGUAUUGCUGGACACAUUGUUGUCCCUGGUAUUAUAUAUCGGUUUUCUAAAUCCUUAUAAUCUGUGUAACUUCAUAUCGCAACUUGAUAGACAAGUAUCAUAUGUAACUCUAUAGCAGGGUAGGGGAUGUUUAAACUGACUAACCAAUAACAUGUCAAGUGUGAUACUGUCCACACUGUAGUAGUAAAAUACCUGUAUCUAGUAUACUUCAUACUGAUAAAUACAAAUAUAUAGUAGUUGUCUUUCACUAUUUAAAGAUUAAAGUCAUGUUUCUGAUGGGGCAGUAUCUACAUGAUUGUGUGGCGGUGAAGGUCCAAGUCAGAAUGUACUGUUUAUACUACACAAGUGCUAGACUGGUAUUAACACCUUGUAAGCUUCAAGGGACGAGAUAUUUCUUGAAAUGCUGUACAUGGCCUUUCAUAGAUGGUAAUGCAUUUUAAAAAAACCUUAACCAGAACAUUCCGAACUGUCAGUUUUAAACUUUGGAAUGCAUGUUCAAGGUUCAGCAUUAAUCAGAGUGAACCUGUUUCAGAAAUUCUUCUGUGGUUUUUAAAGACAAUGAUUUCCAAGUUCAUUUAUGCUUUGGUUCUGGUCAAUUAUUUCAAGCCAUCUUGUUGAACUUGAGUACGUAGGUACUUCAUUAUGGUGAAAAACUUUUUAUUUGAUUUUUCACCAAAUAGAACAGUGACCUUUUCUCAGUACUUACAUAAAGUUGUCCUGACUAAUCUUUGAAAUUGUUUCAGUAUUUACUUAUUGUUGAUUUUUUUUUUGUCAACUGGUUAAUUUCUUGAUAUUGGUGCUGCUUAUUAUGAAACAAAUAUUUGAAAAAUUUGCCAUGUAUAUUUUAAUUUACAUCGGGGUCUUUUGAGUUAGAAAUAGAUACUUCGAUAAUAAACCAUAUUGUAGUUUCGUUCUAAACUAAGACAAGUGGAAUCUACUUUCGGACAGGUAUGAGUAAAUUAAGAACAGGCUGGUAGUUACCACCUUGCCGUACAAUUUGAAGAAUAAAUAAGUUGACACAGAGUCCGGACACAGGUGAAAUGUGGAGAGGAGGUCACUGGGACACCAUUACGACAAUGAAUUGCUCACAAAAUAGGAAGACACUGCAGGAAAUUUUAAUUGUAUAAAGAACAGUAAUGAUUAUGUCUUUUAAUCCCUUCAGUGUUGGCAUGCUCUUACAGGCUACAUGUUUGUUCUGCUGUAGAUUUGUGAUGACUGUGAUGCUACAAUUCAUCUUUAGUGCAAUACGAGUGUGGCAUUAAGUAAGCCUGUUGCAGGGCUGUUUUAUCUGUAUAAAACUUGACAAGUUGGUCAUGGAGUAGCUAGGGCUUCUGUAGUGUAGACUUGUCAAACUCUUAUGGUUAAAGGGUGCUCCUUGAGCUGUCUGGUCGACCAAGCUCCAGUCGAGCUUUGAACUUUAUGUAUUUUACCGACAACCUGUACAGAAGUUAUGAGGAGGUGUUAAAUAGCGAUCCAGUACUGUAUUAUUAUCUUUUACUUAAAGUAUUCAGUCUUGCUUCCAUCACAAAUCAAGGCUAAUAAAUAUUGUCAUGCAGAAUUCUUCUAUUUAUUAUGAAUUGUUAAUCUCCAUAAUAUAUUAGUUAAAAGUUUUGUAUGGCUUUUUGAAAAAUGAUGUCAGGAAUUCUUCUUUUUUUUAAGUGUUUAAGGCUGCUUAGAUUAUUCAUCAGGAAUUGCUACCUCUUAUGUCUUAAUAGAGACUCCAAGCAGUCUCUAGGCUUCUAUCAUAUUCAUCACAUCAUCUAGAGCCAAAUUGGCCACUCCACUCUCCAUUCAUCUUGUUUAAAUAACAAUAGUACAAAAAACUGAGGAACAACAAACUUUGGGGAACUUGUAGAUUGUUUUCAUGGAAAAUUUAGGAAACAGUUAACAUGUUGUCAUGGAAACUUGCAGUGUUGCUAUUUAAAGAUGAAUAGAUUAUGGAGAGGAGUACACUUCAGCUUUAAGUAUAAAUAACUUAUAAAUGAAUGUGCCCAUGGCAUGAUUAUAUAAACACUUGCCUCUGUGGUUAACACAGGAGAUAUAUGUCCAUCCACUAAAGCUGUUGUAAAUGAUCUUUGUAUUAUGGCCCUGUCAUUAGAAUAUUGUUGGCAGAAUCUGUUUUAAGGAUCAACAAAGCAAAAUAUUGAUUGAAAGAUGAUAUAAAACUUGCAGGUUAUGAAUGAGUGUAUGCCUGGUUACAGAAUAUAUCGAUCUGUGGGGUCUCGUUGAAGGGAGAAGUUGUCCACCCUUGUUACCUAGCAACACAGUCAUGGAGUAGAUAAGUGUAGAAAUGAGACAUGCAUAUUGAGGGUCACAACACUUUCCUUCCAUAUUUCAUUAUGACACAUUCAGUAGUUCACGCUCAGGCUUAAGAUUAGCUGUAUAAUUAUAAGUGUGUGUGUGUCUGUGGGUGUGAGAUCACAAGAGCAUGUGAACGGGAGGAUAUCUAUACAAUUUAAUGCAAAUACAAACUUAUGUAUGUUUUGUUAUGAAAUGAAAGUUGUAAAAUAUUUAAGUGCUGGUGAUUUUUGUUAUGUCAUUGUGAUAAUUAUAGUAUUCCUUCCCAAGGAAUUUUGACAGAACAAAUAAUAGAAACCAUUUAGAAUUCCUUGACGAAGAGAAACAAAAUAUUGAUCAUUGCUUUGGUGUCAAAUCUUGUUACUUUGUGCAGUAUAUUAUUAAAACAGUCUAAUUUAAAUGAUGUGCUUUGGAAAUCUAAAGCAGUUGUAAGAGCUUCAUAAUAAAAACUAGUGUGUAUUUCACCUCGCGUUUUAUUCAUUAUUUUGUUGUGGGAUUUUCUUUAAUCCUGAAUUAUGUUGUUCGGAUUUGAUCUCAGCUUUAAAUUAUGCCUUGGUUUAUCACUAGUUUGUUACACCUCCUAGCUGGAGCUUGUAAACAUCAAAACAAGUUACAGUUCAACCGAAAAAAAAAUAUGACUGGAAAAAUUUAAGUUCAGAUUUCAGGUUUUAAAAGGUCCUGCAUAUUUGCAGAGUUAACAGGUAUCGGAUAUCUACGACAUCCAAACUCAGUAGUCUCUAAAUGUUUGACAUGAAAUUUAGUAAAUAUGACUACUACACAGUAUGGUUAUGUGUAUAUAGUUGUACACUGCAUCUAAUGCAAUAUAUGUCAGUAGUCUGUAUCACAGGAGGUGGUGAGUAAUGUAUGCAAUAUCACAUAUCUUCAUGUAUAAAUAUAUAUAUUACUUGUAAGACAAACACGCACCUGUAGGUUUUAAUCACAUCAAUACAAAAUAAUACUUCCCAAUAUAUCGGGUUUAGAAAAACAUCAUGCAUUUAGAUUGUUACAACUGAAGCCAUUUUAAAAGGUAUGCAUAUAUCUUGUUGUAAAAAAAUAAAUAUUAAAAAGAGGCAAAAUAAAAAUGGCAUACAUUCACUGUCAUUUUUGUGUGUUCUUCAGCCUGAACUUGAACCAUACGCUAUACACUGCAUGUUCACUUAUCUAGUUGAGCUUCCCAUAGGACUUCUGUUUUUAUUUUUUAUGAUAACCGAUUUGAUUGGUUGUACGCUUGUAAAUACUACCACUAUUUUAAUGGGUUGCUAUUUUUGUUGAUGGUAUGAUUGAGUUGUUUGUAAGUUUCAGUUGCUGGCUUUCUACCUCCGUGUAUUAAUGAAUGGAAUAUAAGCAAAUAAUUCUUUUCUAGCCAGUCUUUUUGUCACCAACUGCCAAUCAUAGCUGUGUGUAUGGUUGAAUGGAAAACACACAAUUCCAUUGAUUAAUUUAUUAAACUACAUUUGGUCAUA
Messenger RNA from Mizuhopecten yessoensis (Yesso scallop), 6633 nucleotides. Its product is annotated as kinesin light chain-like. The transcript has 21 exons. Gene Ontology annotation, biological process: microtubule-based movement. Lineage: Eukaryota; Metazoa; Mollusca; Bivalvia; Pectinida; Pectinidae. The coding region runs from base 347 to 2410 and encodes 687 amino acids. Gene Ontology annotation, molecular function: kinesin binding. Gene Ontology annotation, cellular component: cytoplasm; kinesin complex; membrane-bounded organelle. The record is from RefSeq and is a predicted model, not a curated record.